AUGUCAGACCACGUCCACGACCGCGGCAGAUCCCUCACCACAGAAAGCUCCUCCCCGACCUUCAACUACCCAUGGGCAGCAGCACCAGACAUAAUCCGCUCCAACCAAAAAGACGCCUACUUCCAAUCUGUCCUGCUCACCCAACUCUCUUCCGUCAUACGCUCCCUCUACGGCACCCGCUCCGAGCACAAAUGGUCCAACGAAGCCUCCGUCUUCACUGAGCUGCUUUACCUAGGCCUCACCACCUUCCUCGGAAAUCGCACCCUGGGCGAGGAAUACACCGACGUAAUCCAGAUCGAAGAUGACACCCACCGCUUGCCCUCCCUGGCUCGUCGCUCCGGCUACAUCCUCUCCAGCGUCCUCUUGCCCUACAUCCUCAACCGCUUCCUCCCCCUCUUCCGCAAACGCCUCCGGUCCAAAUUGGAAGUAACCCUAACAAAAGCCCACCGCCGCCGCGUAUCCUCCCCAACCAGGCAAAAAGCCCCACCAACCAAAUCAGCCCAACUGCAGGAAUACAUCCUCAAAAACCUCGACAGCAUCACCUCACCCGCGCCCUUCUACGCCGCCAGCCUCGCAAUCUUCUACUUCAGCGGCGCCUACUACCAACUCUCCAAGCGCCUCUUCGGCCUCCGCUACAUUUUCACCCGCAAACUAACCGAAUCCGACCAACGCGCCGGCUACGAAGUCCUCGGCGUACUCCUAAUCGUCCAAAUGGUCGUGCAAGGAUACCUGCACCUCCAAUCAACCUACCAAACCGUCCAACUCGCCCCGGGCCCCUCUGACCCCGCCUCAUCCCAACUCCUCAACGGCGGCAGCGCCAUCAUCGACGAAGGAAUCGAACUAGGAGUCGAAAACCAUUUCAACACCCCGCUCCUCUUCGAAGCGCAUAGCCAAGGCAACGAUCCAGAAGUCAUCAAGCAGCGGGUUGCGAAAGUAACGCAUACGCCCAUGUUGAAAGGGGGCGGGCAUAGGUAUGAUUUGAAGGAUGGGGAGGUGAUGCAGUGGAUUGAGGGGAGCCAGUCGAGGAAGUGUACGCUUUGUUUGGAGGCCAUGAAGGAUCCGAGCGUGACGACGUGUGGACAUGUGUUUUGUUGGACGUGUGUGACUGAUUGGUUAAGGGAGCAGCCGAUGUGUCCGUUGUGUAGACAGGGGGCUUUGGUGCAGCAUGUGUUGCCUUUGCGAGGGUGA
This is a messenger RNA of Fulvia fulva, 1188 nucleotides long. Its product is annotated as Peroxisome biogenesis factor 10. Gene Ontology annotation, biological process: protein import into peroxisome matrix. Gene Ontology annotation, cellular component: peroxisomal membrane. The record is from RefSeq and is a predicted model, not a curated record. The coding region runs from base 1 to 1188 and encodes 395 amino acids. The transcript has a single exon. Gene Ontology annotation, molecular function: zinc ion binding. Lineage: Eukaryota; Fungi; Ascomycota; Dothideomycetes; Mycosphaerellales; Mycosphaerellaceae.